Messenger RNA from Erigeron canadensis, 1815 nucleotides. RefSeq names its product serine/threonine-protein kinase PBL34-like. Gene Ontology annotation, biological process: protein phosphorylation. Bases 322 to 1689 code for a protein of 455 amino acids. The transcript is spliced from 6 exons. NCBI's taxonomy places the organism in Eukaryota, Viridiplantae, Streptophyta, Magnoliopsida, Asterales, Asteraceae. The record is from RefSeq and is a predicted model, not a curated record. Gene Ontology annotation, molecular function: ATP binding; protein kinase activity.
GAGUUUUUUUAAAUUAGUAUUAUUUCAAAAAUCAUGAAUUAUUUGCAUAUUUUAGUGUCAUUAUCUUUGCAUGUCAUUAUAUGAUCUGGGGUUCAUUAAUUGGCAAAUUUGACCUGAUUUCUGAUCUGGGUCUUGCUUCUUUUGUGUUUCAAAAACACACCCUUUUCAAGAUUAUGAUAAAGUUUAAAACUUUCUUUACUGGGUAUGUUAAAACUGGCCUAAUUCAUAAUGGGCUGUGAUUUAAAUUUAUUAUAUUUUUUGGGGGUAAUUUAUAGGGUUUUUUGUUGAUAAAAUCUUAGGUUUUUUUUUUCUUUGGAGAAAAUGGGGGUUUUGAAUGUGGAUAAAAUGAAGGAAAAUAAGAAGAAAGAAAGUGAUGGUGAAAAUACAGGGUGUUGGAUUAAGUUUAGAUUUUUUAGAGGAUGUAUAUCUGCAAGGUCUAAAGUUGAGAGUUCAAGUAGUGGCAGCAGCACUCAAUAUGCUGAAAGUAAAUCGACACUUGAUAAUAGUACAGACCAACCGGUUGCUCCAGUUGCUUCAUCUUCAACCACAAGUAACAGGGAAAGCACUACAUCCACCCCAAAUAUUACCGAAGAACUUAAAAUUGCCUCGCAGCUGCGAAAGUUUAACUUUUGUGAACUUAAGUCAGCCACAAGGAAUUUUAGACCAGAGAGUCUACUCGGUGAGGGUGGCUUUGGUUGCGUAUUCAAAGGAUGGAUCAAUGAGAGUGGGAGUGCACCUGUUAAGCCGGGCACUGGUCUAACUGUUGCCGUCAAGACUUUGAACCAUGAUGGACUCCAGGGUCACAAAGAAUGGCUUGCGGAGGUCAACUUCCUUGGUGAUCUUCUGCAUCCUAAUUUGGUUAAAUUAAUCGGUUAUUGCAUUGAGGAUGACCAAAGGCUGCUUGUUUACGAGUUUAUGCCUCGUGGAAGCCUGGAAAACCAUUUGUUCAGAAGGUCACUGCCCCUUCCUUGGGGCAUGCGAAUGAAAAUUGCCCUUGGUGCUGCAAAGGGGCUUUCUUUUCUUCACGAGGAAGCUGAAAGACCGGUCAUUUAUCGAGAUUUUAAAACAUCAAAUAUUUUACUAGAUGCGGAUUACAAUGCAAAACUUUCUGAUUUUGGGCUUGCAAAAGAUGGACCAGAAGGCGAUGACACUCAUGUGUCUACCCGAGUGAUGGGAACAUAUGGCUAUGCUGCUCCGGAGUAUGUGAUGACGGGACAUUUAACAUCAAAGAGCGACGUCUACAGUUUCGGGGUGGUGUUACUUGAGAUGAUAACAGGUCGGAGAUCUAUGGACAAAAACCGGCCCAAUGGCGAGCAUAAUUUAGUUGAAUGGGCUCGACCUUAUCUUGGAGAGAGAAGAAGGUUCUAUAGGUUGAUAGAUCCCCGGUUGGAAGGUAGGUUCUCAAUUCGAGGUGCUCAGAAAGCAGCCCAGUUGGCUACCCUUUGUCUCAGCCGAGACCCAAAGGCAAGACCGCUCAUGAGUGAGGUUCAUGAAGCCCUGAAGCCACUCCCAAACCUUAAGGAUAUGGCUUGCUCAUCACCUUAUUUUCAAGCAAUGCAGUCAGAACGGACGGGAAGCCACUCUAGUAGUAGGAAUGGGUCAAAAGGGCAGCCGCCGAGGAGUCUGUCGGUUGCAAACUCACCAUAUCACCAGAAUCAAACUUAUCGGUCUCCAAAACCUGUCAGGUAGCCUGUGGGUACUCUACUCAUGGCUUUGAGCAAUUUCGUACUUUGGUAAACCUGUGAAAAUCCUGAUUGAUGAAUUGGUGAUAUUUGGUUUAUGUUAUUGCUGAGAUCCCCCGUUUUGUUUGCAUCA